AUGUUUACAGAGGCGGUUAUUGAUAUAGAAUCAUGUUUUCCCCUGAUUAUUCUAUUCUUUUUUUAUUGUUCCUAUGUAUAUGUAUUUCAAUCAAAUCAGGUUUACGUUGAUACCGUUGGCAAAGCUGAACAUUAUGAAGCUAAACUGCAAAAUAUUUUCCCCCAGUUAAAGAUACGUGUUGAAAGCAAAGCUGAUGAUACUUAUCCGAUUGUGAGUGCUGCUAGUAUUUUCGCAAAA
Molecule: messenger RNA, 237 nt
Organism: Schistosoma turkestanicum
Lineage: Eukaryota; Metazoa; Platyhelminthes; Trematoda; Strigeidida; Schistosomatidae
Source: the annotation of a GenBank genome assembly